UUGUUUCAGUUGCACGAGAUGACAGCGUCUUAUUCUGAGAUAUCGUUUGAUUCGCAAUCUUCGCCACCCAUUUCCGAAUUGAGAUCACUCAUUGAUUCUCCAGAUAUUGACAGCGGAAAAUUUCUAGAUGAUAAUUUAGAGCAAAUAGGAGGAGCUGGUCAUAGGCCGGAUCAAUUAAAUUUGAGAAGUAGAGACGGCAGUCCAACAGAAAUCGACGAUCUCGAUCCACCGAGUUAUCAUAAAGCUAUAGGUUACCUGCAGUUGGAGGGAAGAGUAAUGCAGGAUGGAGAUAUGGUGUUAUUUGUAACUGAAGAUCUGGAAAACAAGAUCAAAUUGUCGAGUCCUGUAACUAAGAAAGGAGACACUCCAUCAUUUCCGGGAUCACGAAGUUCAACCCCAUGCUUGUAUAGACAAGCCUUAACUCCGCAAUUACCACCUCUUGAUCAUAAUGUAUUAAACGAAUUAGAAAUGGAAGCUAGAAAAGUUGCGACCUCUGUGGACGCACUGACCGAAAAUUUAGCUGCGAUUCUACAAAACGCUUCGGCUCUCACAGUCGGUUGUUUAGAAACAUACAGAGAUGCAGUGUGUAAGACUUGUGACGCUGUGGAUCAUAAUAUAAAAUCAAUGUAUCAAUUAAUGGCUAAGUGCGAAGAACUGUCCAAAUCAAUGGGAUCAAUUUAUAAGUUAGCAGAGCAGAUCAAAGAGAUGAAAAGGAUGCUGGAGCUGUUUGAGAGCGCGAUGAAUCUGUAAAGCAGUAGGAGGAGAAAGAUGUUGCAUACUUAUCAAGACACUAUUGUGCGCUUUUAGAUUCAUGAUGAAAUGCAAUUGCACUGUUAAAUUUACAGUAUGUUAUGAAAAAUAUGUUGAUGUAUUAUACGACAAACAGGAUUA
Molecule: messenger RNA, 891 nt
Organism: Acromyrmex echinatior (Panamanian leafcutter ant)
Lineage: Eukaryota; Metazoa; Arthropoda; Insecta; Hymenoptera; Formicidae
Gene: BORCS6
Product: BLOC-1 related complex subunit 6
Biological process (GO): lysosome localization
Cellular component (GO): BORC complex
Source: RefSeq, a predicted model, not a curated record